GAAGUGAUCUCGCCAUUGCUCGCUAGUGGGAGACGCGCCUCACAGCGCUGCGCAUGCGCCUACGUGCUGGCGCCACUAACCGACAAGUGCGAUGUUGUGAUAUCUACCCAGUAAAGUGCCAAAGUUUUAAAUUACCUCCUUAACUAUAGUUCAAUUAAACGAAGUGAUAAGAUCUAGUGGAUAAAUAAAUAGUGCUACUGAGUCACAUAUUUUUAUAGAGUACGUGAUUCCCAUUCUACAACAAUUAAAAAAAUGGACCAGGUUAGAGGCAGUGUGUUAUGGUUAGAAAAAGAGUUGUCUGCUGAUACAGCGGAUCCCAAGCUAUCGAUUUCCGAGGAGGUCGUGAUAACAGAAGAAGUUCCCACGUUGACGGUAGCAGCUAUUGUUGGAUUCACCGUUGUUAUGAUCGUCGCUAUAGUUGUUGUCUUCGUCUUGGGAAUACUUAUUGAUUGCAGACAACAACGAGUUAUUGCAAAGCAAAUGGGUGAAGCUAAAAGAUGGAGGGCUCCACGGCGAAUCAACGUUCGAAAUGAAAAUGAUGGAGUUAGUAUAGCACAUAACAUGGAGGCGACUGGCAUAAGUCUACCACCGGCCGAAGCACUAUCGACUAUACCUUAAAGAAGUGUGUGCAAUUUAAAAUUGAAUGGUUUGCAUGUAAAACACAGCGAUCUUUAGAAACAAAUAAUCGACUAGUCUCGCCUUACGUCAUCACUAUUGCACUAAGCACUAAAUCCGGUAUCUAGGUCUAAGACUACGUAAUAAUACAAAUACAUUGUUUGAAAUGAAAUAAACGCAUUAAUUGUGUGACUAAAGGUCCAUGUGUAGCAUUUAGUGAUCAGUACUAUAUGUUUCUGAAUUAUCAAGCUAAGAAGUUGUGUAGAAAAUAUAUAAUGUUUAGAAUUCGUCGAUACAAUUCUUCUAAUUGUAGGUCGCAUAUAGCAUGCUUUUUAAUUAUGAAUUAUUCUGAUUUAUUUGUUCUGCUGGUAUUUAUUUAUUUACUUAUUUAAAACCCGGAACUGCAACCUUAUUUAAUGAAAAAAAUUUGUAAUCGACAUAAUCUUGUAAACCCAUACCUAUUAUUAAAAAUAAAUAAAUAAUAAUGGGGAUCGUAAUUUAAACUCUUUUAGGAGGACCUCCAAAACAUUUUUCAAUAUGCCGGGAGCAUCUUUUGUUUUUGCUUUAAGCUACUAAUACAGUAAGCAAGUAGUAUACAUGUAGCAUUUGGUCCAUUUUUGAUUAUCUGGUUAUUUAUUUAAAAAAAAUAUAUUUUGUUAUUAUUCGUUGCUUUUCAUUUAUUUCGGCAGUUCAGUCUUAAAGCAAUGUCACGUAGGACUAAUCGCGUAAUCAAAUGUUCCAAUCCCAAAUUGCAUUACAUUGAAACGCUAUUUUAUAGAUCAAUUAAUUGAUAAUUGAUGAGCACGUGAUUUAACUCAUGUAAAACAAACUAAAGUUAAUGGAACAAUAACGACAAUGUUACUGGUUAAAAUAAAGAAUUAGACAUUAAAGUAAUUAAGGUAUUAAACAGUGGAUUAAGAAAAUAUGUUUAAGUUAUGUAAUUACUAUGAAGUAGCGCUGUUAAUUUGUGGUUUUCUGAAAUUGCUAUUAAUCUGUUAUAGUAUAUUUAUAAGCAGAAGGAGAAUUUGAAAUAAAGGUUAGAUUUGUUCUUUGUAUGCCCUACCCGUUCUUGUUUAUAUCUAUCCAAUUUGUAAAGUUUUCAAUGUAUUCAUAGUCCGGAGUUUUCCGAUAGCGGAAAGACACCAUACAUGGAAUUUUGUAAGCUCUGUUUUAAUUAUUUUUCUUUUAUAUUAUUUCUCGAAUCUAGAAUAGGUACUUUGAGGCGUUUGAGAUAUUUGUGUCUAUUUACGUUAUAAUAAAUCUAUUUUUAUACUG
Molecule: messenger RNA, 1890 nt
Organism: Bombyx mandarina (wild silkworm)
Lineage: Eukaryota; Metazoa; Arthropoda; Insecta; Lepidoptera; Bombycidae
Source: RefSeq, a predicted model, not a curated record